AUGGACGACACCAUCGCGCUCAUCGUGACUGGCUUCGCUGGCAUCGUCGUCCUCGCCGUCCUCUCCAGGAGACUUCUUCUACGUUCCAACUUCCCCAAUCUUCCCGCACCACCCGCGGGCUCCCUCCUUACCGGAAACGUGCACCGCAUGCGCAGUCGCCACAGCAUCGAGUACAGAAGGCAUGUAACCGACACCCACGGACCGUUGUUCAAACUCGCGGGUCCGUACGGGGCGGAAUGGCUGUACAUCUACGACCCCAAGGCUCUCUACAGCAUCGCUAUCAAGGACCAAGAUGUCUGGGGGAAGCACGGCGCGUUGUUAACGAUGAUUAUGCUUGGCCCCGGCCUGCUCGCGACGGAGCAUCACCAGCACCGCAAGCAGCGCAAGAUGCUCACCCCCGUCUUCUCCGCCGCGUACUUGCGCAACAUCACGAGCGUGUUCUACGAGACGACCUACAAGCUGCGCGACGCCGUGCUUGCCGACAUCAACAGCGACGCGGACGAAAUCGACGUGCUCAAGUGGACCGGACGCGCCGCUCUCGAGCUGCUCGGGCAAGGUGCGCUCGGCCACUCCUUCGACCCGCUCACAAAGGAAGUCCCCGACGCGUUCGCGGCCGCCGUCAAGUCGUUCUUCGCCGCACUGGGACCACUGCACCUCUUCCACAUCAUGCUCGGCCCGCUCCGGCGGUGCGGGCCGAGCUGGUUCCGACGCAUGGUCGUUGACGCGGCGCCGUUCGAGAGCGUGCAGCGGAUGAAGGCUAUCGUGGACACUAUGCACGCGCGAUCGAUCGAGAUCGUCGAGGAGAAGCGCGCCUCGCUCAUGCGCGACGACGAGGCGAUGCAGCGGCUCGGCGAGGGCAAGGACGUCAUGAGCAUCUUGUUGCGCGCGAACAUGGCUGCGGGCGAGAAGGAUCGGCUCACCGAGGAAGAGCUCAUCGCUCAGGUGUCAACGUUCGUUCUUGCGGGCAUGGACACCACGUCCAUCGCUACCUCCCGCGUCCUGCACAUCCUCGCCUCCAAGAAAGACGCGCAGACAAAGCUUCGGAACGAGAUCCUGGAAGCGCAAGCCGGCACCGAGGUCUCCUACGACACCCUCAUGGAACUCCCCUUCUUGGACGCCGUUUGCAGAGAGACCCUCCGCGUAUACGCCCCCGUUACCACCAUCAGCCGCUACGCCGUCAAAGACACAGUCCUAGGGCUGUCUGCCCCGAUCCGGCACCGCCGUGCUCUGCGACCUCGGCGCGUGCAACACGAACACGGCGCGUGCAACACGAACACGGCGCUGUGGGGCCCGGACGCGCGCGAGUGGAAGCCGGAGCGGUGGCUCGCGCCGCUCCCGCGCGAGGUCGAGGAGGUGCGCGUGCCCGGGGUGUACUCGAACUUGAUGACUUUCCACGGCGGCGGCCGGUCGUGCAUCGGGUUCAAGUACGCGCAGCUCGAGCUCAAGGUCGUCCUGGCCGUGCUCCUCGCGAACUUCCGCUUCGAGCUGUCCGACAAAGACAUUGUGUGGAACAGCGCCGGGGUGAUGUACCCCACGGUCGGUCCCGUGAGCAAGAAGCCUGAGAUGCCGCUGAAGGUGUCUGUGUUCCGGGAGCGUAUGUAG
Molecule: messenger RNA, 1602 nt
Organism: Epithele typhae
Lineage: Eukaryota; Fungi; Basidiomycota; Agaricomycetes; Polyporales; Epitheliaceae
Product: cytochrome P450
Exons: 13
Coding region: 1-1602 (533 amino acids)
Molecular function (GO): oxidoreductase activity, acting on paired donors, with incorporation or reduction of molecular oxygen; monooxygenase activity; iron ion binding
Source: RefSeq, a predicted model, not a curated record